Striga hermonthica is the source of this 157-nucleotide messenger RNA. NCBI's taxonomy places the organism in Eukaryota, Viridiplantae, Streptophyta, Magnoliopsida, Lamiales, Orobanchaceae. The record is from the annotation of a GenBank genome assembly.
AAUUCGAAUAAGUUACCCGACUUCGGGAAACUACGAGUUAUCGAACGGAAAACGGGCCGGACAGCGGGUCGGACGACAGACUCCGGACAAACAGGCCGAAUGACCGAGCAAACGGGACUCGAAACUUCUCGAAAGAUGCUGCUCGCGAACCGAGGGC